AUGCAUAGCAUCACUCCCCAAGGACCCUUCACAACCCUCCCUAAAGAGCUCUAUAUCUCAAUAUCCGAGUUCCUCCAGAUCCCAGACCUAAAUGCCUUUACCCGCACCAACACAUCAACCCACACCCUCCUAAACAGCAUCCUUUACAAACGCGAUGCAAUCUCACCAAACCCCAUCGCUCUCUUCCGGGCCUCAACCCACAACAACCCCUCAAUAGCCCUAAAAGCCCUCUCUGCAGGCACAGACAUCAGCUCAAAAACAGACACAGACCCACGUCUGAAAGGCUGCACCCCAAUUCUCUUAGCAUCCUUCUACAACAGCCUCGCAGUACUCAAAAUCCUCCUUUUAAACGACGGAGCGACCCCCAAUUCCCGGGAUAGGAAAUGGAUCCGGCCCCCGCUCUCCUGGGCCGUCAGAGAAGGCCACCCGGAGAUCGUGCAGGCACUUCUGGAUGACGAUCGCACGGACGUCAAUCUGCAGGACAAAGCGGGCGACACGGCCCUCAUGAUCGCCGUCAACUCCCAGCCCAAAAUGGUCACCCUGCUUCUUGUCAGCGGGCGCGCGGAUCCUCGCGUUGCGAAUCGUCAGGGCUGGACGCCGCUUAGUCGUGCUGCGCGCGAUAUGGAUGGCGAGGUUGAAAUGCUGCUUGCAAGGCAUUUGCAGCUCAUUCUGGAUGGCUAUGAUGGCGCUGUGCAUUGUCAGCAUGUGUUUUUCUAUGCGGCUAUUAUGGGCCAUGUGGAUGUAGUACGGUAUCUAGUAGCGUAUUUUGGGGAGAAGCUGGAUCCUAAUGCCGAUGGACAGCAGUAUGGGCGAGGGGCGUUUUCAAUUGCAGCGGCUGGUGGGCGGGUGGAUGUUGUGAGGUUUUUGUUAGGGUGGAGUGUUACGGAGCCAAAUUUGCAGACGCAUUGGAAGCGGCAGACGCCUCUGUUUGUUGCUGCGGAGGAGGGGAAGAAGGAUAUCGUCGAGGUGUUGAUCGGGUCUGAGAAGGUUGGGUUGGAGAUUCCUGAUAUGCAUGGGACUACUCCGUUGGGGGUUGCGGCAAACAGGAAUCAUGUGGGGAUUGUGAGGCUGCUACUGAAUGCGUCGAGGCCGGCUGAUCCUAAUGCGCGUGAUGAGAAUGGUCAGACCCCGCUGUUUAACGCUGCUUACUACGGCCAUUUGGGCGUCGUGGAACUAUUACUUGAUGCGCCUGGAAUUGAUCCACACUUAACAGAUAGCGAUGGAUCCACGGCAUUGCAGGUUGCAUUGAAUAAUGGGAACACGGAUGUUGUGGAGGUUCUGAAAAAACACAUAGCGAAUUCAUUAUGA
Molecule: messenger RNA, 1308 nt
Organism: Penicillium soppii
Lineage: Eukaryota; Fungi; Ascomycota; Eurotiomycetes; Eurotiales; Aspergillaceae
Product: ankyrin repeat domain-containing protein
Exons: 1
Coding region: 1-1308 (435 amino acids)
Cellular component (GO): nucleus; cytoplasm
Molecular function (GO): protein binding
Source: RefSeq, a predicted model, not a curated record